This is a messenger RNA of Penaeus indicus, 522 nucleotides long. RefSeq lists its product as uncharacterized. The record is from RefSeq and is a predicted model, not a curated record. NCBI's taxonomy places the organism in Eukaryota, Metazoa, Arthropoda, Malacostraca, Decapoda, Penaeidae. The coding region runs from base 52 to 372 and encodes 106 amino acids. The transcript has 2 exons.
UCCUCAUUGGCAGCUCAGACCCCAAGAAAACGAAGCGCAAUAAACAAAGGAAUGUCUGUAUCGACUCCGGCCGCUAUGCAUGUGGCAUUGGAUCCUCUGAGGCCACAUACAACAAGCAAGCUGUGGACAUGGACCUUGGACUUCCUCGUGAUGGGAUCUCCAAAGUUCACAGUUUCGAGCAAGGACAAUUCCCAGGACCUCUUUAAGGAUCAGAAACGUGUUAUACAGAACGUCGGGAUUAACACCAGAGACUUCCGCGUGGACCUUGUGGGAUGGUCCGACUAUGUAAAUACGGCGCGUUUGCAUCUGCGUUAUUUUGCGUUUCGUUUGUAUGUUAAAAAAAAAAUGUAUGCUGAAGGGAGUCUAUUGUGAGAGGUUGGAAUGAGAAUUCUGAAGAAGAAAAAAAAGUGUUCAUCUUACGUUGAGAAGUUAUUUUUGUUUAUGCUUUUCUUUACCAAAAUAGCGUGUGUGUGUUUUAAAUAUAAGUUGUAUGUGUUAUAGGUAUUAUUAUAUAGAGACCGA